Molecule: messenger RNA, 9986 nt
Organism: Eriocheir sinensis (Chinese mitten crab)
Lineage: Eukaryota; Metazoa; Arthropoda; Malacostraca; Decapoda; Varunidae
Gene: wb
Product: laminin subunit alpha-1-like
Exons: 66
Coding region: 136-9825 (3229 amino acids)
Biological process (GO): regulation of cell migration; regulation of cell adhesion; regulation of embryonic development
Molecular function (GO): signaling receptor binding
Source: RefSeq, a predicted model, not a curated record
GGCAGUGUUCUUAGGGCAGUGGAGCGGGGAGGACGUUGCUGGGUUGCGUUCCUGUCUCCGUGAGUGAGUGAAGCGUUGGUGCGUGUGUUGUGUUGUGACUUGAGACAUGCGAGCGGCGUGAGGAAAGGAGCAAGCAUGUCUCCCUCGCUGUUUCCUGCGGCUUGGGUCUUCCUACUCGCUGUCUCCUCCUCCUUCAGUGUCUCGGCUCAGUACUUAGAGGACAACGAGGCCAAUAAAGGACUCUUUCCACACGUCAUUAACCUGGCCACGGGCGCGAAAAUCACAACCAACGCCACUUGUGGGGAGGACGGACCGGAGGUGUACUGCAAGCUGACGGACCACUCGGGGAACAGGGCGCCUCAGUGUGGGGUGUGUGACGCCCUCUCGCCUGACCCCUCGCGCCGCCAUCCGAUAACCAACGCCAUCGACGGAACGAACUCGUGGUGGCAGUCCCCGACCCUGGCUGCCGGCCGCUGGUACGAGUGGGUCACCAUCACCAUAGAUCUGAAGCAGGUGUACCAAGUCGCCUACGUCAUCGUCAAGAGUGCCCUAUCGCCUCGGCCUGGGAAUUGGGUGUUGGAACGCUCGAUAGACGGCAGGGAGUACAAGCCUUGGCAGUACUACGCCCUCUCCGAUGCCGAGUGUUCGUCCUGGUUCGGUGUUCCUGCCACUAGAGGUCGCCCCGCCUACACCUCCGACACCCAAGUCAUCUGUACGUCCUAUUUCUCGCGUCUGAACCCGUUGGAGGGAGGAGAGAUCCACACGUCUUUGGUGAACGGGCGGCCGGGGGCUCCAGGACCAUCAAAGCAGCUGUUGGAGUUUACGGAGGCGAGAUAUGUGCGACUGAGGCUGCAGAGGAUACGAACGCUGCACGGCGACCUCCAAGGAAGAGAUGCUCAGAACGACGCCUCUGUGACCAAGAGGUAUUUCUACUCCAUCAAGGACAUCAGUAUCGGCGGCAGGUGUGUUUGUAAUGGUCACGCUGACGACUGUGAAACGGGGAACCAGUUCCCGCGUUGUUCCUGCGUCCAUAAUACGUGCGGGGACAGCUGCGAUACCUGCUGCCCCCUCUACAACCAGCAGCCGUGGCGCGCCGGGAACUUCAGCGACGGCGGGGCGUGCGAGCAGUGCCAGUGCUUUGGUCACGCAGACUCCUGCAUCUACGACCCGGAGGUGGCCAGCAAGCGGCUCUCCCUCAAUACCAGGGGCGAGUAUGAUGGCGGCGGCGUGUGCGUGGCCUGCAGGGACGACACCGAAGGCUACAAUUGUGAAAAGUGCGUUGCCGGCUUCUACAGACCCCAGGGCGUGGCACCCGGCGCAGAACGCCCGUGCCGCCCGUGUGCCUGCUCGGGGCCUGGCAGCACCGGGGGAUGUGUGCCUGACGAUUCGCAGUUCAACCUCGGCCUCUUCCCCGGCGCCUGCAUCUGUAAGGAGGGAUUCCACGGCCCGCGCUGUGACCGCUGCGAAAAGGGCUACCGCCGCUACCCCGCCUGCGAGCCUUGCCCCUGCGACCGUGCCGGCUCCAAGGGUGACGAGUGCGAGGGCGACUGUGACUGCAAGGAGAAUGUGGUCGGCCCUCGCUGUGACACCUGUGCGCCCGGCCACUUCCACCUGGAUGCCCGGAACCCUGUUGGCUGCACUGCCUGUUACUGCAAUGGCGCCACCACCGUCUGUGAGGCCGCCAAGCUGGCCGUCUACACAGUGUUGGAGCGGGCCAACUGGCAGGUGACAGACUUGCUGCGUCGGCGGGUGGUGGUGGCGGUGCACGAAGAGAACGACGUGAGGAUCGCCCACGACGAGAUGUCCCGCUUCAACUCCUACUACUUCCUGGCGCCUCAGGAGUACCUUGGCUCCAGGAUGACUUCGUACGGCCAGACCCUGAAGAUCAAGGUGUCGUGGGUCCAGCUGAGAGGAGACACGUCUGGCCAGGCCACGCGCUGCCCGGAUGUCAUUAUUGAGGGCGCUGGGUAUCGCAUCGCUUAUGGAGACAAUGUGUACCGGAGACUCAAGUCCACCGUCCUGGAGAUUCCUCUGUAUGAGCAUGGAUGGUUCCACUUCCCUAAGGACCUGUCAGACAUAGGACCCAACACCAAGUCCAAGCAGUACAAGGGCCGGGCGGUGACCAGGCGGGAGAUGAUGGAGAUCCUCAGCUCCUUUGAGAGUCUGAUGAUUCGAGCGAGGUUCCACACUGUCCAGAUUGAAGGGAUCCUGCAUGACGUGAUCCUGGAGUACGGGGCAGAGGGCACGGCCACACUGGUGACGGGGGCCGUGGAGCGCUGCAGCUGCCCCCCAGGCUUCACUGGGCUGUCCUGCGAGAGCUGUGAGCCAGGCUACUGGCGCGUCAACAACACCAUCUUCGGGGGAGAGUGUCGGAAGUGUGACUGUAACGGCCACGUGGACACCUGCAACCCUUACACCGGGGCCUGUGGGGAGUGCAAACACAACACGGUUGGCCCACGCUGUGAGCGCUGCGCUGCCGGCUUCUUUGGGGACGCCACCCUUGGGACACCCGAUGCCUGCCAGCCCUGCGAGUGCCCGCUGCCCCUCGGCUCCAACCACUUCACCCCAAGAUGUGUGCCGGACCUCGACCUUGGGGGCUACAAGUGCCAGUGCCGGACAGGCUACACUGGACCCAAGUGUGAGAGGUGUGCUGAUGGGUACUUUGGCAACCCUUUCAAGCCUGGUAACUACUGCCAGCCCUGCGAGUGUAAUGGGAACCUUGACCUGCGUGAGCCGGGCACCUGUGACUCCCAGACCGGCCAGUGCCUCAAGUGUACGGGCAACACGGCCGGCUGGCACUGUGAACGCUGCAAGGAGAACUACUACGGGGACGCCAGCAGAGGUCAAUGCCUGAGCUGUGGAUGCCAUGAACGAGGGUCACUCUCCCCGCGCUGUGACCCCACGACGGGACAGUGCCAGUGCCGACCUCUCUUUGCUGGGCGGCAGUGUGACCGGUGCAGGAGAGGCCACGGGGGUGUGAACGAGGGCUGCCCGCGGUGCCAGUGUGACCCCGAGGGAUCCACCAGCCAGAUCUGUGACCCCUUCACCGGCCAGUGUCCCUGCAAGCCGGGCGUUACCAGCAAGACAUGCUCCCAGUGCCUCCCCAACCACUAUGGCUCCCUCGCCCAGGGCUGUUCACGGUGUGGGUGUGACGAGCGGGGGUCAACCAGCGCCACUUGUGACAUCGUGAGCGGCCAGUGUCUGUGCAAGAACAACGUGGCGGGGCGGGCCUGUGACUCCUGCCGGCCUAGCUUCUGGGGUCUCUCUACGGGUACUGGAUGCCGCCCGUGCGACUGUGACCGCCGCGGCAGCAUCAGCCCCCAGUGUGAUGACGCCACGGGCCAGUGCCGCUGCAGGCCGGGCGUCGGGGGGCCCCGGUGUGACGCCUGCCUGCCCGGCUACUGGGGCUUCUCGGCGCAGGGAUGCAAACGCUGUGACCCGUGUGGCACCCCAGGCCGCUUCUGUGACCCCAACUCCGGCCGCUGCAUCUGCCCCCCGAACACUGAGGGCGACCGCUGCGAGAGGUGCUCCCCCGGCUCCUGGGAGUACCACGCCUCCAGGGGCUGCAAGCCCUGCAAUUGCUCAGGCGUUGGAGCUUUGAAUCGCCAGUGUGAUGCACGCACAGGCCAGUGUGUGUGCAAGGAGGGCUAUGAGGGUGAGCACUGCGGCCGGUGCAGCUACGGCUUCUAUGGGUUCCCGGUGUGCAGCCCGUGCAGGUGCUCCAUCCCCGGCACCAACCCCCGCAACUGUGACAGGAAAGGGCGAUGCCAGUGUGAUGAGCGUGGACAGUGCCCAUGCAAGGCCAAUGUGGUGGGGCGCAGGUGUGGUAAGUGUAUCAGUGGGACAUUUGGCCUUUCGGUAGACAACCUUUCGGGGUGCACGAGUUGCUACUGCUUCAGGAGGACCAACCAGUGCACUCAGGCUGACCUCACGUGGUCUCAGCUGCGCAUGUUGAAGCCCCGGGUACUGACCGUGGAGUACCGUCGGCCAGUGUCAGGAGAGCGGCCAGUUCGUCCACCUAUAGUCGUAAUCCGCCCUUGGAACACCCAGGAGAUAUGUUAUAUCAAUUUAGCACUGCCUGGGGAGAGGAUUCUCAGCUUUGGGUCAGGCGAGACGAACCUCAACGUGACCAACCAGCUUCAUGUCAUCCCGGGGACAGAGGGAAACGUUUCCAUUGUGUCGUCUCUGCCUUUUGAUGCCCCGCUGUACUGGCAGCUGCCCAGGGAGUUCAUGAGGGACAAGGUCAAGUCCUACAAUGGUUACCUAAGGUUCAGGACACAGAGCAGAGGGGGGAGGAGGAGGUUCCCGGAGCAGAUCUUGCAGACGUAUCCUCUCAUCUCGCUCCAAGGCAACUGGCAGCUGGUCCUGGAGUACUACCCGCCCUCCGUGGCACCUGAUGGCCAAUACGAAGUGAAGCUACACGAGGACUACUGGCGCCUCAAGGGGGAGCCCAAUCGCCUGAGUCGGGAGAUGAUGAUGAUUGCCCUCCAGAACAUCCAGCACAUCCUCAUCAGGGCCACACACGCCUCGGAUGCCACCUCUGCCACGCUGCAAGACGUCACCAUGGAUAUAGCAGCGGAGGGCUCCCCAAUGUCCUCCCGGGUGGCGGUGGCUGUGGAGCAAUGCAUCUGUCCGUCCAGCUACUCAGGAACCUCUUGCCAGAACCCUAAUGUUGGUCAUUAUCGCUGGUACAAGGAUAACUACAUUACGUCCACCAUCAUCAUUGACCUGGUCGGGGAGUCGCGACGCUGCAAUUGUAACGGACGCUCAGAAACCUGCAACUCCGAGACGGGCAUGUGUCAGAACUGCAGAGACAACACAAUGGGCCCCAACUGCGAGGUAUGUGCCACUGGUUACUAUGGCAACCCCGACCUUGGCCCCUGCAAGCCGUGUGCCUGCCCAUCCAGGAAACAGAACUUUGCCGAGACUUGCCAGGCCGACCGCUAUGCUGAGUACGUCUGCAACUGUCGGACGGGCUACACCGGGAGCAAGUGUGACAGGUGUGACUACAGCUACUAUGGGAAUCCCUCACAGCCGGGGGGUUCGUGUGUGCCCUGCAACUGUGAUCCCUUCGGCAGCGUGCAUGAGGGCUGUGACAACCAGGGCCAGUGUACCUGCAAGGACGGUAUCACGGGCAGAGAUUGCUCCCAGUGUGCCCCUCGCCAUGUCACGUCUGCAAGGGGCUGCCAGUCGUGUGUGGAUGGAUGUGUCGAUGUUUUGCUUGACGAGGUGGAGGAGAUGAUUGAUGAAGUUACUUCCGUUGACAUGACUGGCAUCAUUCCUGCUCCCUGGCCUUCACUUAGGGAGAUCAUGAACAUCACCAAGGUCCUGCGUUACCAGUUGAACCGCUACCACAGCAGCGUUGACACCUCUCAGAAGCUGGUGGUGGAGUUUGACCUUGACUACUAUGCCAGAGAUCUCUUGAAAAGGGCGGGGGGGCUUGUGGACGCCGCCAGAGAGACUUACCCGCCCACAGCCAAGAUCAAGUCUGAGGCCCAGUCUAUCUUGGACUUGCUGAACACGCUCUACAUAGAGAUUGAAAAAACGAUUGUGUACCUCAAGAACUAUGCCAUCGGAGAGACGCCGAGCAUCUCUGUUGGCAGUGCCCUGGAGGAGGCCAAGAAAAUCCUGAAGGAGAUCCAGAUGAGAAAUUUCACUCGCUUUGAGGAGAAGGCCGACACAGAGCUGGUAAAAGCUGAGCUACUUCUGGAAAGAAUAAAGAAGAUGGAUCAGUCUAACCCUCUCAUUCAGGAUAUCAGCUUCCGAGUUGAUGACUUUGAUAACAAGCUGAAGGAAAUGCGGGAGAAGAUCAGGAUCUCCAACGAGAAGACUAAACAGGCCGGGUUGUUGAUGGAGGGCAACGCAAGGCGGCUGAGGCGGCUCAAGGAGUACUCAGGCCAGAUCAGGGACUUCCACCUCAUCAUCAUGGACCAGAAUUUCAACUCGACACAGCUGCUGAAGGACGCCGCUAACUACCUACUCAACACCGGCCUCAACUUUGAUGACAUAGUAAGGCUGCUGAGAGAGUUGAGGAACAGCACGUCCUUCCUUGCCGAGUAUGAGGCCAAGCUGCGCCGGGAGAACCAGGAGUAUCGAGAGAGAUACGUCAAGCGUGCCCACGACCAUGCCAUGGACCUGAUGCGUAGGUCCAUCCGCUUAGAAAGCUUGUUUAACAGAACAAGGGACAUUGCUGUCGGCCCCUUGCGUGCUGCUGAAGCCUACAAGCGGAUUGUUGAUGCCCUGCUGAGUGCUGAGGAGGCUGCUCGCAAUGCUUCAGCAGCUGCUGAGAAAGCCUACACAGUGGCUUAUCCCGGUCGCCCGGAAGACUCGCUGGUUCGCCAAGCCUCCCAGUCACUUCGAACCUCCCAAGAGCUUCAGUCCAAGGGCGGUAACCUGAAGGCAACAGUGACACGGCAGCUGGGUGACCUUGGCAAGCAGCAACGAGCCCUGGGCACCACUAAAGGCAUCCUGGACAUCACCAACAGCCGGCUCAAUGCCCUCAACACACUCAUGGACAGACAGUUCUCUAUUGACAUAUCCACAGACAUCCAACGAGCACUAACAAGGACGGAGGAAACGAACCGCAAUGUUGGGGGAACGCUGGAAAAGGUUACGUCCAUCCACACCAACCUCACCAUCAUCCGGGAGCGGGCGAUGGAGCUAAGCCGAUUUGACACCUCCCUCCUCAACGAAAUACGAGAAACAAUCAACACCGCCAAGAGCCACACCACUAAGGGCGUCCGCCUCGCCAGCAACAUGCAGAAGACUGUGGACAGAAUCGAGAUCCAAAGCAAGGACCUGAGGGAGAGGAUUGAGGCGCUGAAGAGGAAGAUAAAGCAGACGAGACAGUAUGCCUCCUCGAUCCGUGUGUCCCUGACCACUGACGAGGCGGGCGUGUGCACCAGGAAGUACCGGCCGACGCUCCACCCCUCCACCACCACCACCAUCGUGUUCACCUACGCCGUCAGCAAUGCCGAGACAGACGCUCUGCUCCUUUAUGUUGGCUCCAGCAACUCGAGCGACUUCAUGGCAGUGGAAAUGGUGAACCGCAGGAUAGAGUUUGCUUGGGAUGCCGGCGGUGGCCCGCAGCGCAUCACUCACCCGCUCAGUCUCCUCACCAACACUCCAGAGGUCUCGGAUGACACGCGAUGGUACCACAUCACAAUCAAUCGGGUCGGCAACAUUGGCCAGCUGUCGGUGGUGCCGGCCAAUGCAGAGGGUCCCACAAGCAUCAGGCAGACACCGGUGAGUGACGCCUCGCCGCCUGGCUUCAGCAAAAUGGAUCUGCUGCCCACGGACACAGUUUGGGUUGGCGGGGCGCCACGCAGAGCAUUUAACUUGUUGAAGACUCGGAAAUUCUCCGGCUGCCUGUACACACUGUCCAUUGACGGGGAAAACAUUGGCCUGUGGAACUUCACUGAAUCCCAAGGCUGUGGGGCAUGUAAUGAAGGGGAGGAGCUGGUGCUGAGGGAGAGUUUGGCACUUGGUUUCAAUGGCAAAGGUUACUUCAAGGGCAACGCAGGGCUGAUGCGGCCCAAGCCUUACUACAACACUGUCCUGUCCUUCAAGACCCUUGAUGAAGAUGCUCUCCUCUUCCUGGCUGUAAAUGAUGUUAAGAACCAAUACUUCAGCAUUGCCCUGGAGGGAGGCCACGUGGUCUUCACCGUCCAGUUUGACAGCCAGACGCGGCUUGUGAUGAAGUCUAGUCGCCGCCACAACAACCGGGACAUGAUACAGAUCCAGGCCAUCGUGCAGAAUGGGGCCAAGAAUGGUGCACGCAUGGGUCGCCUGGUGGUGGGUGACCAGGACCAGCUGGGAACUGUCAAGGGCGGCCCAGACCUUGACCUCUCCAAUGUUCCCUUCUACUUUGGAGGCGUCGACCCGGAGUUUGACCGAAACAAGUGGGACAAUGUGCUGGUGCUGCGGUCAGUGCUGGGCUGCAUGUCUGGCCUCUCCGUGCUGGACAAGGGCAGAAACCCUCGCACAGAUGGACAGUUUUAUGGCAUCGACAGCUCCUGCUCAGACAAGCCUCUGUAUGAUGUUGGCUUCCUGGGCCGAGGCUUCGUGGAGCUUCCAUCCCACAUCCUCAAGAGAGACUCCAACUUCGGCUUCACCUUCCAGACGAUGGAGACGGAUGCCCUUCUCAUGGUGUCCACCUUCAUCGGCCAGGAUAAUGAGACAGAGGAAGACUCGGAGCGCACCACCACCACCACCACCACCACAACCACUCCUCUGCCACCCGGAGCAGUGCACCCACCAGACUUCUACUCUGUCUCUCUGGUAGAAGGUCACCUGGACAUAAGACUCAACGGUGGAGGAGGAAGCCACAGAAUAAUGUCCUCGACCAAGUAUAAUGAUGGCCGCCUCCACGCCUUCUUCGUGAUCAAGGAGAACAGAAGAGUCACCUUGAAAGUGGACGACGCUGAGGUCAACGCCACCCGGCUUGACAGAGGGAGCCAGGUGGUGGUGGGGCCGGACACAGGCGGGCUGUACUUUGGGGGCGUGCCAGAGGACCUCGACAUAGUGAGGAUGGUGGGCUCUUCACGGCCACUCAAGGGAUGUGUGAGGGAUGUCAUCGUCAAUAACAAAGUCGUGUCAUUCUCAAGGCCUAUAAGGUUCAAGGAGGUGUACAUUGGGCGUUGUGCUGACCUCCCAGCCAACGCCAUGCAGGGGAUGGAGGCCGACAUGAAGGUGGCGGACUCGUGCCUGCCGCCAACCCAGCACACAGUGGAGUACAAGGCUCUCAAGUUUGGAGAUCAGCUGGACUCCCAUGUGCUGGUGCCCCUCCAGUCCAAGACCUUCAAGAAGAACUUCGAGGUCUCUUUUGAGUUCAGGACAUAUUACCCCAAUGGACUCUUCUUUAUUGCUUCCAACACGCGGAGGAAGCGCGUGCAAUCCCUCUCUGCAGAGCUGCACAAUGGCCGGGUGAAGGUGUCCCUGAGGAAGGACAGCAGGAAGGGCUCCAAGGCAGUGGAUGCCGUCUCUCAGGCAGGACUUAACACCGGCCAGUGGAGGAAGGUCAGGAUAGAGAGGGUGAAGAAGCGCCUCUCCCUCUACAUAGACAGUCAGCUGGUGAAGCGAGUGAAGGUGCCACGCAAGGUGAACGUGGGCCGAGAGUUGUUCCUCGGUGGGCUGCCCUCCAGAGUGGUGGGAGCGGAGGAGGUCGAGCCGCUGCGAGGGUGUUUGAGGAACCUGAAUAUCAACGAGGAGGAGUACGAGAUCCCCAGCACGAGGCGGCGGGACCAGAUCGUUGGAGUCGGCCAGUGCUUCGCCAGCGUCCAGCCUGGCUCCUACUUCCCUGGGGAUGCCUAUGCUAUUUAUAGUAAUGACUUCAACGUGGGUCUGAUGCUGGACCUGCGGCUUGAGUUCCGAACAUGGGAGCUGAACGGCAUCAUCCUGAGUGUGGCUGACACGCGCGGCACCUCCCUCUCCCUCGAGCUCAUUAAUGGAGCAGUGGUGCUCAGCGUGGACAUGGGUGUCGGCCACUCGUUCAGUGCACGAGUUGGCCUCAGGAACAGGUUCAGCUUCUGUGACAACCGGUGGCACACUGUCAAAGCAAGCUACAUCAAGGAUUCGCUAGCGCUGCGUGUUGACAACCACCGAGAGGCUUAUGGCUUCAAUGGCUCUGGGGAGCAUGAGGGAGCCAUCACAGGGGCAGAACUCUUCAUUGGAGGCCUGCCAGACACAGCACUGCAGGGAACUCUCACCACCAGAGAGAACUUCAAGGGAUGCAUCCGUAAUAUCCUACUGAACAGCGAGAGGAGGGACUGGACCGACAUGUACAAGUUGCAGAAUGUUCUUCUCAGUGCGUGUCCUGUGCAGUGAGCCGAGCUUUAAUGUUCAUUGCAGAAAAGAUGUAAAAAUUUACUGUGUAGUGAAAAAUAAGGUCAUGCUUAGAGCUUUAAGGUGUUGUGCAAAUAACUAACAAGACUUACUUACACUCCCCCUCAAGGAAAUGAUGUCAUUCUAAUAAUAUAAACUGCUGG